GGGAUUUUAUCAUUGAGGAACUGAAUUUGGGAUUCCGAGCUUACACAUGACUUUGCUGCGCAAAUUGUUCUUUCGUAAGCCCCCCGAUGGGCUUCUUGAGAUCUGUGAGAGAGUUUAUGUUUUCGACUGCUGCUUCAUGACGGAUGCUUGGAAUGAAGAAAACUAUAAAGUCUACAUGGACGGAAUUGUUGCUCAACUUCGAGAGCACUUUCCUGAUGCUUCGAUCUUGGUCUUCAAUUUCCGCCAGGAAGAAACGAAGAGUCAGAUGGCUAACAUCUUGUCAGAUUAUGAUAUGACUAUAAUGGACUACCCUCGGCAAUAUGAGGGCUGCCCAGUGCUCAAGAUGGAGGUCAUCCACCACUUUUUACGGUCGAGUGAAAGUUGGCUCUCGCUUGGGCAGCAUAAUGUUCUGUUGAUGCACUGUGAACGUGGUGGCUGGCCGGUUUUGGCUUUCAUGCUGGCUGCGCUUUUGAUUUAUCGAAAGCAAUACAGCGGAGAACAGAGAACUUUGGAUAUGGUUUACAGGCAGGCUCCACGUGAGCUUUUGCAGUUUUUGUCACCGUUAAAUCCGAUUCCUUCCCAGCUGCGGUAUCUGCAGUAUAUUUCCAGGAGGAAUGUGGCCAUAGAUUGGCCGCCAUUGGACAGGGCGCUUACGUUGGACUGCAUCAUUCUCAGAUGUUUCCCGAACUUUGAUGGGGAAGGUGGAUGCUGUCCUGUAUUUCGAAUUUAUGGACAAGAUCCUUUUCUUGCAGAUAAAACUCCAAAAAUCUUGUAUUCAACACAGAAGAAAAAUAAAACCAUCCGGUUUUACAAGCAGGGAGAGUGUGAACUAAUUAAAAUUGACAUCAACUGUCAUAUCCAAGGUGACGUUGUGAUUGAAUGCAUUAACUUGACCAGUGAUAUGGACCACGAACGGAUGAUGUUCCGAGUCAUGUUCAACACAGCUUUUAUUAGGUCCAACAUAUUGAUGCUUAACCGGGAUGAAGUUGAUAUUUUAUGGGAUGCUAAGGAUGACUUCCCCAAGGAUUUCAGAGCGGAGAUCCUUUUCUCAGAGAUGGAUGCUGCUGCUGCUGUUAUUGCGGAUGGUACCUCAUGCUUUGAGGAGAAGGAGGGACUGCCAGUGGAAGCAUUUGCCAAAGUUCAGGAGAUCUUUAACCAUGUGGACUGGUUGAAUCCUAAGGCUGAUGUUGCACUAAAUGUACUCCAACAAAUUAGUGCUUCGGUGCAUGACCAGAUAGAUAGAAUUUCUACUCAGCAGCAUGAUACUGGAUCUUUGUUGCAUGAAAAAGAUUCUAGAGUGCCUCAGGGAAAAAAGAAUGAAGCAAAAAGGUUAUUGUCAUCAAAUAAUGAAUCCCCGGAGUUUGGUAAACCUGUGACAAGUUCUACAAAGUUUGAUGUAGAAGCACAAGUGCAUGAUCUUGCCAUGUCUAGUUCUGUAGACAUUUCUAGUGAAUCACUUUCACCAAACACACCUCCACAGAAUCCUUCCUUGCUUAGAAAAUCUGAUACUCCACCCAACACACAACUACCUUCUUAUCUUUCCCCUCUAGGACCAGGAUAUCCUGUUACUGGCGAAUUUGAAGCCCAAUCAAAAGACAGAAGCGAGUCAUCAAUCUUUAGUUCAACAUCUGGAACAUCAUUAUCAAGUGUCUUUCCAAAUAAGUUGCCUCUUGACGCUGCUUCCCAUUUUUCAGCUUCAUCUAUGACUUCAACUCAGCCAUCUCCUUCCCUUACAACCCCUAUGAAGGAGAUUCUACCUGUUAGAACUAGACCUGCUUCAUCCACUUCACAACCUCCAGCACCACCCACACCCACGACUCCUCCUCAAAAGGAGCAUAAACUGGUUAGAGCUGUACCUCCCCCGCCGCCGCCACCUCCACCUCCACAGAAAAAGCAAUCACCGGUUAGAGUCAUGCCUCCUCCACCCCCACCAAUGGAAGAACCACAUUUUCGACACCCUCCUCCCCAACGGCCUCCUCUAAAGGAGGAGCCUAACGUUAAAACUGGACCACCACCCCCUCCACCACCUCCUUUGAAGGUGCAGCCACCUCCCCCUGCUGCAGAACUCUCCUCCAAGAACCCUAAUCCUUUGUUGCAGAAUUCUACAUCUGUUCCUGCUGCUCCUAAUGCUCCUCCACCUCCUGUUCCCAUUAGUAAAGGAGAUCUAAAAUCAGGGGAUGGAAAUAUUGCAUCUAGUACGAUAGGACCCCGAGGACGAAUUCUAUCUCGUACAAUAAGUAACAAAAAUCAAAAUAAAAAGCUGAAGCCGUUGCAUUGGCUGAAAAUAUCUAGAGCAGUGCAAGAGUUGUGGCAUGAGGCAGCGAAAUCUGGUGAAGCUUCCAAAGCCCCAGAGAUUGAUAUGUCAGAGCUUGAGAGUCUCUUCUCAGCAGCAGUCCCAAGUUCAGGCCCUGCCAAGAAAGUAGGUGGCAGAAGCUCAGCUGGGCCUAAAUCUGAUAAAGUGCAACUGGUUGAGCACAGAAGAGCAUAUAAUUGUGAAAUCAUGCUUUCAAAAGUAAAAGUGCCAUUGCAAGAUUUGAUGAGCUCAGUGCUAGCACUAGAGGACUCAGCACUAGACAUUGAUCAGGUUGAAAACCUUAUAAAGUUUUGUCCUACAAAAGAGGAGAUGGAAUUACUCAAGGGUUAUACUGGAGAAAAGGAGAAGUUAGGGAGGUGUGAACAGUUCUUCCUAGAGUUGAUGAAAGUACCACGGGUAGAGUCCAAACUCAGAGUGUUUUCAUUCAAGAUUCAGUUCCAAUCUCAGGUUUCUGACCUUAGAAAAAGCCUGAAUAUUGUAGAUGCUACUGUAGAAGAGAUUAGGAAUUCUUUCAAAUUGAAGAGAAUUAUGCAAACGAUACUUUCUUUGGGAAAUGCUUUGAACCAAGGAACUGCUAGAGGUUCUGCUAUUGGAUUCAGAUUGGACAGCCUUCUUAAACUCACUGAGACACGAGCACGGAACAACAAGAUGACUCUCAUGCAUUAUCUUUGUAAGGUGUUGGCUGACAAAUUACCUGAAGUUCUAGACUUCUCCAAGGAUCUUUCUAACCUAGAGCCUGCAGCAAAGAUCCAAUUGAAGUUUUUGGCAGAGGAGAUGCAAGCUGUAAGCAAAGGAUUAGAGAAAGUUAUCCAGGAACUCUCAACCUCUGAAAAUGAUGGUCCUAUAUCUGAGACAUUCCGCAAGACUUUGAAAGACUUCCUCCGUUCUGCUGAAGCUGAAGUUCGAUCACUGGCUUCAUUAUACUCUGGCGUGGGUAGGAAAGUGGACGCGUUGAUUGUUUAUUUUGGUGAAGAUCCAUCUCGCUGCCCUUUUGAGCAAGUUGUGUCAACCUUGCUCAACUUCACGAGGAUGUUUUACAAAGCCCAUGAAGAAAACUGCAAGCAGCUUGAGCUUGAAAUGAAGAAAUCAUCUGAUAGUGAGAAAAAGAUAUGUGAAUCACAAAGGAUACUGCCUACAGCAAUCCGGACCGGCAACGUCAAGUGAUCAGUAAUUAGAUGGACUACUAGCUUUGAACCAGAAUGGCUGAUGAUGUUGAACAAGCUUGUACAUGGCACAAGUAUCAGAAUCUGGCAAUUUGCAUUGCAGAACAGAAUGUAGCAGCUCAUUAUGGUGCUUAAGUGAGAUUAUUUUGGAUCUCACGGCAGAGGUAGCAGAUCUCGCAGGAUCUUGUUCUUUUCUCAGACAACUUGUAUAUAUAUCUUCGCUCAGCAAAUGUAACAUUGUCAGUAAUUUUCAGGAAAAGGAGGGAUUUGUUAUUUUUCUCUCCCCUUCUGAUUUUGAUCUUCUUUCUACCAACACAAGGUUGGCAUUUCAAAUGAAAAUUUUUGAAUAUCAUCUCUUGUAUAGAUUAUCUACAAUAGGUAAUAUUCAUUCACUGAAGAAUGUACUCUAGAGCAUAAUAUUCCUUACUUGUAGACAUUAAAACGUAAAGGAUUGUUGGUCCCAAGAAAAGGAGACGAUGGUUCAAAAAGUGAUGGGAAAAAAAUUGAUGAAAGUAAA
This is a messenger RNA of Neltuma alba, 3994 nucleotides long. Its product is annotated as formin-like protein 13. NCBI's taxonomy places the organism in Eukaryota, Viridiplantae, Streptophyta, Magnoliopsida, Fabales, Fabaceae. The record is from RefSeq and is a predicted model, not a curated record.